This is a messenger RNA of Angiostrongylus costaricensis, 234 nucleotides long. The record is from the annotation of a GenBank genome assembly. Lineage: Eukaryota; Metazoa; Nematoda; Chromadorea; Rhabditida; Metastrongylidae.
AUGGCAGUGUCGCAUUUCUCAAUGGAAGCUACGGAUUACAUGCAACUGUCUAAGACUGAGUUUCACAUGCUUUGCUCUACUUUGUCUCUAUUCGAGCCUGAGAACUUUUGUCGCGAGCGUGAUUUAGGUCAAGUUAUAGGACUAGUGCUUAGAUACUCCAUGGAUGAGCUUGAGAUGGAAUUAACGAUGGAAACUUUCCGCGCUGCACUUUUAAGGAUAAAUGUGAAGCGGUGA